This is a messenger RNA of Esox lucius (northern pike), 6674 nucleotides long. RefSeq names its product ubiquitin protein ligase E3 component n-recognin 1 (gene ubr1). Gene Ontology annotation, biological process: protein ubiquitination; ubiquitin-dependent protein catabolic process via the N-end rule pathway. Lineage: Eukaryota; Metazoa; Chordata; Actinopteri; Esociformes; Esocidae. The transcript has 45 exons. Gene Ontology annotation, molecular function: ubiquitin protein ligase activity; zinc ion binding. The coding region runs from base 249 to 5468 and encodes 1739 amino acids. Gene Ontology annotation, cellular component: ubiquitin ligase complex; cytoplasm. The record is from RefSeq and is a predicted model, not a curated record.
UUCGUUUGUUAUUGUUGACACCGACUUGUCAGAUAGUUAGCUAGCUAGAUUAAUGCAAUACAGAUAGCUAAGAAGAAGCUAAGAGGUACAUUACGUUUUAUUGUAAAAUACCAUUACUGAGUAACAUAUGUGUAUUGUAUGUAAUUAUAGAGCGUUCAAUUUUAAUCUCAAAGUUCGAGGACCGUCGCAAAAAACGAUCCAGAACCAGAACGUCUCCCAGGCAACAACAGUUUUACGGCAUAUGGAAUAUGGCGGAAGGUGAAAAAUCAUUAGACGGACUGGAGCUCAGUAAGACAUGGCUGCAUGCUACAGACAGUGGGGCACAAUUGCUCCGCACUGUGGUGGAGCAGGUGCCACAGAUUUACUGCCUGGACGGGAAAGAGCCCAAUACCCAGGAUGAGGAGGAGGUGGUGCAGAGCCGUCUCCUCCAGCCUUUGGAGUUUCUCUUGUUUGGGGAGGACCCUCAGGCCGGCCUGGAGAAGCUCCAGCAGGGAAGUGCUUCCUCGCAGCUCUGUGGACGUGUUUUCAAGGAGGGGGAGACUGUCUACUCUUGCAGAGACUGUGCUAUAGAUCCCACGUGUGUACUGUGCAUGAACUGCUUCCAGGACAGUGUGCACAAGGUCCAUCGUUAUAAAAUGCACGCUUCGUCAGGCGGGGGAUUCUGUGACUGUGGGGAUCUGGAGGCCUGGAAGACUGGGCCCUGCUGCUCCAAACAUGACUCUGGGGCUGCCACUGCCAUGGAAACGGACGAGUGUUUGUUGGAGCCUGGCCUACGUGAGCGUGCCCAGAAGCUCUUCCAGGUUCUCCUGCGCUACACGACAGAUAUGUUGGUCUGGGAGGAGAGCUUCGAGCUAGCAGCCGAACUGCGGCCCAGGGUGAUGGAGGACACAUUCUACUGUGUGCUGUACAACGAUGAGCACCACUCGUAUGAUCAUGUGAUCUACACCCUGCAGCGCUCUGUUCAGUGUGACCACAGUGAAGCUCACACUCACACAGCCCUCAUUGACAAAGAGGGUCGUCGGGCAGUGAAGCGAGGGGAACUCCGCUCUUGCCAAGACGCCAGGGACCUCAUCAGGUCCCACUCAGAGCACAUCUCCUUGCAGCCUCUGCGUGUGGAGAUCCUCCACUCGGCAGUGAUGGCCCACCAGAGCUUCGCCAUGCGCCUGGGCACCUGGUUUCAGCAGAUCAUCGGCUACUCAGUGGGCUUCAGGCAGGUGUUCUGCCAGGUGGCUUUGGAGCCCAACUCGGAGCUGGACCAAACCAGCCUAAUCAGCCGCUUAAUGCUGCAUGAUGCGCGGCUGUACAAAGGAGCCCGUAAGAUUAUCCAUGAGUUGAUCUUCUGUAGCUUGCUGAUGGAGACCGAGUACAAGCGGCUCUUUGCUAUUGAGUUCACCAAGCAUUACAUGCAACUGCAGAAGGACUUCAUCCUUGAUGACCAUGAGAGGAGCAUCUCCAUCACAGCUUUAUCUGUGCAGAUCUUCACUGUACCCACUCUGGCCAGGCAGCUGAUUGAGGAAUGCAAUGUGAUCAAGGUGAUCGUGGACACAGUCAUGGAGCUGCUCUCUGAGCACCUGGACGCCAACCAUCGCUUCCACUUCCAGGGAUACAACUCGGACAAGUUCUUCCGGAUCCAGGUGAUCUUCAACGACCUCAGGUACAUUCUGAUCAGCAAGCCCUCUGUGUGGACCGAGGCUCUCAGGACCCAGUUCCUGGAGGGGUUCAGGGUCUUUCUGGAGCUGCUCAACUGCAUGCAGGGAAUGGAGGAGGUGAAGCGUCAGUUUGGUCAGCACAUCGAGGUGGAGCCUGAAUGGGAAGCUGGGUUUUCUAUUCAGAGACAGCUACGACACAUCCUUGUCAUGUUCCAGGACUGGUGUUCAUCUGAUGACACAGUUCUCCUCCUGUCGUUCAAGGAGUGCCACAGGGCCCUGAUGCGCUGCAACAACCAGCCUUUUCACAGCGAGGCCAUAGACUACUACAUGUGUAAACACAUCCUCCACGUACGCCCCUACAAGGUCUCCCAGGAGCCGGUCAGCAUACACCUGCCCAUCUCCAGGGCCCUGGCUGGCCUGUACGUCCAGCUGUGUAGCACAGGGGCCAUUGGACGUCUCCACGAGUAUCUGGAUCCAGAGAGCUGUGACUACACCCUGUGGGCGGAGCACCCUCUGCGCUGUGUGGUGCUGGCUGCCCAGGUCUCAGCGGAGAUGUGGCGCAGGAACGGCCUCUCGCUCGUCAGCCAGGUGUAUUAUUAUCAGGAUGUGAAAUGCAGGGAUGAGAUGUUUGACAAGGAUGUCAUCAUGUUACAGAUCGCUGCUUCCCAAAUGGACCCCAAUCACUUCAUCAUGCUGAUCCUGCUGCGAUUUGAACUCUUUGAUGUUUUUAAUGGAAAUCAUUCUAACAAAGACCAAGAACUGCUGAAACAGUGGAACCGGUUAACGGAAGAGAUGCUCUACCUCAUUAUCAUCGUUGUCGGGGAGCGGUAUGUCCCAGGGAUCAGUCAGGUGACCAAAGAGGACGUGAUGAUGAGAGAGGUGAUCCAUCUGCUCUGUAUCGAGCCCAUGGCUCACAGCAGCCUGGUCAAGGGCCUGCCAGAAAACGAGAGCCAUGAAACUGGCCUGGAAACGGUCAUCCCAAAAGUCGCCACUUUCAAGAAGCCUGGUGUUUCUGGCCACGGCUUGUACGAAGUUAAAAAGGAGUGCCUGUUGGAAUUCAAUCCCUUCUUCUUUCAUUAUUCUAAGUCCCAGCAUAGCAAGGCAGAAGAUGCUCAGAAGAAGAGAAGAACUCAGGAGGGCAGUGACAAAGCCCUGCGCCCCCCUGUCCCUCCCCCUUUCUGCCCUGCCUUCUCCACCAUCGUGCGCCUGCUCUGCUGUGACAUCCUGAUCCACGUCCUCCGACGGGUCCUGCAGAGGGCUGUGGAGGACCGGGCCACCUACUGGACCGAGGCCAUGAUCCAGAGGGCUUUGCACCUUAUAGGCCAGGGGCUGUCGGAGGAGAAGACCCAGCUGGGAGGCCACCCUGUGGAGGAGGUCACCUUUGACUUCAGCCUCAAGGCUCGCAAGAUUGGUUCAGAGCACGGGAAGUCUGUGUUCCACCUCCUAUCCAGGAUGAAGUCUCUUCCCUCCCUGGAAGCACAGAAGGACAUGAUCAAGUGGAUACUGCAGAUGUUUGAGGUUGUGAAGUGCCUGAGGGAGAAGUCCAGUCCAGCAGCCUGUAUGAGUGUGGAGCAGACCAAGCCAGAGGAGAUCGUCCCGGACAAAGACAAAGCUGAGCGGAAGAGAAAGGCGGACGCGGCCAAGCUCCAUCGGCAGAAGAUCAUGGCCCAGAUGUCGGCCAUGCAGAAGAACUUCAUCGAGUCGAACAAGAUGCUCUACGACAACAUGCCAGAGAGUUCCCAGUGGGAGCCUGUGUCCUCCACAGGGAGCUGUGCCAUGGAGCUGGGAGAGUUGUGUGUGGCAGUGGGGCCUCAGAGGGGCUCUACCCCAGCUGAGAGGGAGGUGCUGACCUGCAUUCUGUGUCAGGAGGUGCAGGAGGUCCAGGCCCACUCCCCAGCCAUGGUGCUGACCGCGUGUGUCCAGAGGUCCACAGUGCUCACACAGUGCCGGGGAAAGACCCUGGCCUGCAAAGAGACCUCAUACCCCCUCUUCAUGCCACCUGACCUGGCUGUGGGCACCCAUACAGGCAGCUGUGGCCAUGUCAUGCAUUCCACCUGCUGGCAAAAGUACUUUGAGGCGGUCCAGAAUGCCACUCGGAACCGCCUCCAUGCUGAGCACAUCAUCGACCUGGAGAAUGGGGAGUACAUGUGUCCACUCUGCAAGUCCCUGUGCAACACCGUGGUUCCUCUGAUCCCCUUGGAACCGCUCACACUCAACUAUGAGAAUGCAGAGCUGGUUGGACAGCACCUCACCCUCCCUCGCUGGAUCCAAAUCCUCUCUGCCAGGAUCAGAGGACUGAAGUCUGUCACUCAGGGAUCAGGAAACAGCAUUGAGCCCAGCUGGGACGGGGACACUGCCCUCUGUGGGGAAGGCCAGCCAGACUUUCGCUCCAUCCUCAGCUUUGGAGUGCAGGAGGCGAGGAAGUUCUCUGACAGCAUAACGGAGAUGCUGGUGGUAUGUGCCACCACGGUCCACAGGGUGGGUUUGCAGACGGCCCCCAACGAGCUGUGCCCCCGCGUGGCCAUCAUGUCCUGGAACACCUGUGCCUUCACCAUCCAGGCCAUCGAGAACAUGCUGCAAGAAGUGGAGAAGACACUGUUUGGCUCUUUGCAGAACAGACAGCUUGCUGGUCUGAAGGCUGUUGUUCAAUUUUCUGCAACCCAGCAUCUUAAGAGCUCCCAUGCUGUCAUUCAAAAGCACUUCACAGACAUGUUCGGAGCCCUGUUACCCGCCAUGAGUUCAGAGAACACGCCUUCUAUUGUAGAAAUAGACUUCUUCCAUCUACUGGUGGGGCUGGUGCUUGCCAUUCCAGCACUCUACCAGGAGGAGGCGGUGGACCUACGGCCCUCCGCUGUCAGCUCUGCCUACAACCACCUCCACAUCCUGCAGCUGGUCACAGUGGCUCACAUUGUGCAGGUGCUCCUCUGCUCCACAGAUUACCCAGCAGUGUCUGGGGGAGAGGACGGGGAGGAGGCCAAGGCAGCAGCAGAGCUCUACGCCACCGUGUCACAAUGUACCAGUGGGCUGAGGUCAGACGUGUCUGGGAGCUCAGUGGCAGAAAGAGUAAGGACAGGGAUCAGGCCCUUCCUCCGCUGUGCGGCCCUCUUCUUCUACUGCCUUACAGGAGUUCCCCCUCCCGAGGAGCUCUCCGUUACUACCGUUUCCUCUGAAGGCCAGAUGGAGGCGCUUUGUAGUUAUCUGGCCCUGCCCUCCAAUGUGUUUCAACUCUUCCAGUGUCACAGUGGGACUGUCUCUCCCUUAAUACGGAGAUGGUGUGGGCACCCCUCUAUAGCCAAAGCACUUAAAGGGGAAAUUCAGACAAUCAGUUAUCCCAGGAAAAGGAAUCGGUUGAUUGAUCUUCCUGAGGAUUAUAGUGCACUCCUCAAUCAAGCCAGUCACUUCCAGUGCCCUAACUCCAUGGACGACGAGAGGAAGCACCCCACCCUGUGUCUGUUCUGUGGGACCAUCCUGUGCUCCCAGAGCACCUGCUGUCAGAGUCAGCUGGACGGGGAGGACGUGGGCGCCUGUACCGCUCACGCUGCCACUUGCGGGGCCGGAGUGGGCAUGUUCCUCAGGAUAAGAGAGUGUGAGAUCGUCCUGAUGGCCAGUAAGACGAGGGGCUGCACAUUCCCAGCGCCUUACCUUGAUGACUACGGGGAGACGGACCCACAGCUGGGGAGGGGGAAUCCUCUACAUCUGUGUCCUGAGCGCUACCAGAAGCUCCACCAGCUGUGGCAGCAGCACUGUAUCCUGGAGGAGAUCGCCCGCAGCCUAGAAGUGGUCCAUGUCAUGUUUGCCUUCGAGUGGCAGAUGCUGUGAGACCAAGGCCAUUCCACGCUGGCUGCUGGGUAGGGCCAGGGUCUGAAUAUAACAGCCAGGGUGCACUCACGCAUGCGCUCGCUCGCACGCACGCGCACACACACACACACACACACACUGUGCGGGCCCCUGUGCAGCCAUUAAUUUCCAGGAUCUCAAAGGGAGUGCUGAUCGGACAGAAAGUGAUGAGGAGGUUCGGUCGGGAAUCGAUGCCGCCAUGUUUGAAUUUGUCGGCUGUGAGAAUAAUACUAACAUACUGCUAAUAUAAUGUACCCCUUCUCCAUAGAGAAGGUUAUUAACGCAAAACAAAUCUAUCAAACACACCCCAAUAUCUUAAUGCCAUCAAACCCCGCCCAACUAGCAACGAGUCCCUUUUGUUUUGCCACAUUAGGGGGUUAUAAAACAUGGGUUUAAACCAGUGUUGUAGUGUGAGAGUUGACUGUUUACGCUUGCAAAUGGUUUGGGGAUCAUGCUUCUUGUUUCUAUAUUGUUUGCUAUCACAGUAGUAUUGACUAUUCUAUUAUAUAAAAAGGAGAAGUAUGUAGAUAUACAAGCAAUUUAUAUCAUUCACAAUUUUACUAUACAAGCAUUGCUGCUUGUAAUGACAAUUUUGUGCAUAGUUGUUUAUUUUGGGUCUGAGAACAUACAUGUUAAAGCAAAUGUAUAUCAUAAAGCACUUUGGAAAUAAAUGACAAAAGUUUUCCAUGUAAUCUAUGUAAAAGAAAGCAAUGGUACCUGUAAAGGUGUCACUGAAAUUCCCUAUUUUGCCAGCCUGACUACAGGGAUUAGAUGCUUUCAGUAGGAACUUCUUUAAAUAAUUGUGUUUGGGAACAUACCCUUGAAACAAUUAUUGUUUUUGCUGUGAAAAUUAUGUUCACAUUGUAGCUAAUGGUGACAAACAGCUUAACCAGAAACACAUUUUAUUUACACAUAUCUAAUCUACCAAGUCAACAAGAGCAGAUCAUUGCAACAUUGUUGUAUUUAAAAUUGUUAUGUAAAUUGUAUGGAAUAGUAGCGAAAUUAAUAAGUAUAAUCAUUAUAAAAAUGUGUAUUUACAUAUUUGUACAUCAAACUUUUCAGGAAAAUGAAGUUGUUUGUGCAUAUACUGUAUGGUUUUAUUUUAGUAUUGUUUUUCCUUGUUUGCGUUGCUUGACAGUGCUGUAUGAUAUCCAGGCUGUCUGAAUAAAGAUACAAUUAUUAUCCAGA